AUGAAUAAGACUAUUCUAUUCAUUGCAUUGUUAGUCAUACUAACAAAUUGCUAAACAGUUACGAUUGCAACAACAUGUGCUUGCACACAAAUGCUUACUGAAUCAGAUUGUGGAAAAAAAUCUGGGUGCUCUUGGGAUAAGACCAAAAAAGCAUGUGCAAUCACAGAGAAACCAACAACACCAACAGAUACAACAACUUUUGCUGCUUAUUGUGAUUAAUUCAAUACAGCAGAAGAAUGCCCAAAGAAGAAUCCAUGUGCAUGGGAUGGUAAAGCAUGUACUCAUUUUACUGCAUGCACACCUUUUGUUUAUGAUGAUGAUGCUAAAUGUUAAGCAGUCUCAAAUAGAUGUAUUACAGAUGGAGUUCGUUGUGUAGAGAAAGCUGCUUGUUCAACCUAUUUAACUUCUAAAUCAUGUGUUUUGAAUAAUUCAGGAAGAUAUUGUUACUGGAAUACAUCGGAUGCAGCAAAUCCAAAAUGUGAAGAUGCUGAUGAUUGUCCUAAAUUACCACUCUCAUUAGCUUCUGAUGCAGCUUGCAGAGCUUAGCUUACUAAAUGUACAGCUAAAGAAGGUGGAGGAUGUGUAGAAUUGGGAGCUAAAUGUGAAGACUAAGUUGCUGAAAUAGGAUGUGUUAAAGAUAAAUCAGGAGUAGCAUGCUUUUGGAAAUAAGGAAAAUGUUAUGAUAAGACAUGUGAUAAUGCUCCAACUGAACUUGUUACAGAUUAAGCAUGCAAAGAUUUUAUUUCAACAUGUACUACUAAAUAAGGUGGGGGUUGUGUUACAAGAUCAAAUUGUGGAGCUGCUAUUUAAGCUGCUUGUAUUACUAAUAAUUUGGGAGAAGAGUGCUUUUGGAAUGGCACAGCAUGUGUUGAUAAAACAUGUGCAAAUGCUUUGGCUACAAAUAAAACUAAUGCAAGUUGUUAAUCAUAUUUGAAAAAAUGUAUUACAACAGGAAGUGGAUGCACAGAUAAUACUGGUUGUGAUGCUGCAAAAAGUAAAGAAGCUUGUGAUAAAACAUUAACUGGAGGUAUUUGCCAUUGGGAUGGAUCAUUUUGUAAGAAUAAGACUUGUGAUAAUGCUGGUAGUUCAUAUGUUGGACAUGACUAAUGUACUACAUAUAUGGCCACAUGUACAGCUAAAACUGGUGCUGCUUCAGGAUGUUAAGAUAGAUCAUGCACUAAUGCUCCAAAAACAAAUACCACAAAUGACUAAUGUGAAGCUUAUCUUCCAAAAUCAAAUUGUAUCACUUAAGAUGGAGGAGGAUGCAGAACUAAUACUACAUGUGAAGCUAUAAAUUUGGAAGCUGCUUGCAAGGCAGACAAAGAUGGUAAAGUUUGCUUCUGGGAUAAUGGAAAAUGUUUGACUAAGAUUUGCACCAAUGCACCAUCUACAAACAAUAAUCAUACUUUAUGUAAUGCCUUUUUAAAUACUUGUACUGUUGGAAGUGGCAGUACUUGUGUUGAUAAGACAUGUGAGAAUGUUUAGGAUGAUGCAAAUUGUAAUACUGAUUAUAAUAAUAAACCAUGCAUCUACAAAGGAAAAUGCUAUUAGAAGUAAUGUGCCUUAGCAUCAAAGGACUUUAACACUUAUGCAUAAUGCAGAGAUUACUUACCUACAUGCACUUUAGAUAACUCAGGAUCAGGAUGUAUGGAUUUACCUAUUAAAUGUGAAGCUAUUACCUCAACAGAAGGUUGCUAAAUUAAAAAAGGAGGUGGAAAAUGUGGAUUGAUUGGAAAGAAUUGUGUAGAUUAAUCUUGUCUUACUGCUCCAUCUGCUGAUUAUACAACAAGUGCUUAAUGUAAUACUUAUAAACCAGGAUGUGUUGUUGAUAAUGAUGAAGCUGGUUGUAUUGAUCUUCCUGCAACUUGUUCUGCAAGAAAGAAAUAAGAUAAUUGCUAAAUUGAAUAAGAUAGAUCUAUAACACCAUUAAAAUGCUAAUGGGAUAAUUUGACUGAUGCAGCAAAUCCAGUUUGUAUAGAUAUUAAAUGUGAAAAUGCUCAUCUUGUUUCUUUGAGAGGAAGUGUAAGUCAAGCUGGUUGUUGGGGUUAUUAAAGUUUGAAAUGUGUUAUUAAUGCAGAUGGUGAUAAAUGUAUUCCCAGACCUAAGGCUUGCAGUGGAUUAGCUGAAGCAGCUUGUAAAUAGGUGGGUUUGAUAUAAGUUACCGAUUCUACAACAAAGAAUUGUUAUUGGGAUGAAAAUUCAUAAUCUUGCAGAGAUGAAACUUGUGCAAAUAUCACAUUAGCUUCUUAUACUCAUUUAAACUGCAAAGGUGCUAUUUCUACAUGUACAGUAAAUGCAACUUUAACUAAAUGCUAAGAUAUUGUUGCAUGUGAUAAAUAUACUGAUGAUGAUUAAUGUUAAGUUGAUACAAUUGGAAAUGUAUGUGUCUGGGUUAGUAGUGCUUGUAAAGACAAAGCUUGUGCAGAUGCAGAAGAUUCAACUAGCUAUGAUAAUGAUACUGACUGUUAAGGAUUUUCCAAAAAAUGUACAUUAACAUAAAGAAAAUGUGCUUUGAAAUUAAGUACUUGCUCUGCUAUGAAGAAUCAAGGUGCAUGUGAAGCACAUACAAUAAGUAGAAAAUAAUAAUGUGCAUGGGCUUCAGGAGCAUGUGCUGAUGCAGCAUUUGAUUGCACAAAGGUCACUGGAACAGGUUUAACACUAGGCUAUUGCUAAUCUUUGAAGAAUACUUGCUAUGCAAAUUCAGAUGGCACAGCUUGUGUUACUGCAUUAGCAAAUUGUGGAGAUUAUACAGGAACUGGAGCAUCAGCAUGCACUUGGUCUAGCGCUUAGAAAGAAUGUUUUUGGGAUGGAGAUUCUUGUGAACAAAUAGUUCUUGGAACAAAAUGCAGCCUUAUUCCUGGAGACAGCAUUUCAAAAUGCAAAAGUAAAAAGAGCUCAUGUACUUGGACUACUGGAGCAUCAUGUUCUACAGACUGUGCAGCUUUCAAAGGUCCAUUUAAUUAUGACACUUGCUAAGCAUUUGAUCCAUAAUGUACAAUCAAAUUAGAUGGUACUGGAUGUGUAAUGACAGCUGCUACUUGUGGAGCUACAGAUGCAGCCAAUUGUACACAUUCAGAUGAAGGAAUAUGCUACCAUGAUGGUACAAAUUGUGUAAAAGCUGCUGGUGCAGAAGUUGUAAACUGUGGUACAAUAUUAGGAAAAGGAUUGACUCCUGCUUACUGUAAAGGAAUUAGUAAUAACGCAUGUUCUGUAAAUACAGAAUUAACUGCUUGUAUUGAAAAAUAAGAUAAUUGUGCUAGUUAUUUAACUCCUUUCACUGGUUGUCUUUCAGGAGUUACUUAGACUCAAUGUUAAUUGAAGAGCGAUAAUAGUGCAUGCGAAGUUUUUACUAAUUGCGCUGCUGUAAAACUCUGGAAAGCAUUAAACACUCCAAUUACAUAUACAAAUGCAAUUUGUAAAUUAUAUAAUUGCAAAGCUAAAUCUGAUGGUACUGGUUGUGAAGCCUUUCCUCCUGUAACAUGUGCCCAUCACACUGGUCCAUAUACAUACGAAGCUUGCAUAGGCUUUUUAUCCACUUGUUCAGUUAAUACAGGUAAGUCAGCUUGUGUGACAGCUUAAAAUACUUGUGCAGAAUAUAGUGUGGCAGAUUGUGGAUAUGCAGUAGAUGAAGGAGAAUGUGUAAUAUCUGGAGGAGCAUGUGUUUAAAAGACUUGUGAUUCAGCUCCUGUUACAAUCACUAAUUUAGCGGGAUGCUAAACAUUUUCACCAAACUGUGUUUUAAGAGUAGGAGGAUGUUAAUUUAGAGCUACAUGUGCUUCAUAUACAGUUCAGGGUGCUUGUGUUAAGAAUGCUACUGGAGGUGAUUGUUUGUGGAAUCCAACAACAGCUAAAUGUGUUGAUAAAAGUUGUAGUGCAGCUGAAGCAUCAACUAGUUUCGAUACUCAUGCUGAAUGUUUAACUGUAGGAAAAUGCACAGUAAAAGCAACUGCAGAUAAGGCAAUUGGAUAAGGAUGUAUUGCUUUUGCUGCUUGUAAUUCAUAUACAAUUGAAGAAUAAUGCAAGAAAAAUGCAAAAGAAGAAGAGUGUAUUUGGAAUACAAAUACUGAUCCAGCAACUUGUGCUGAUAAAUCUUGUGCUACUGCUGCAAAUGCAUCUUAUAAUGAUCAUGCUGGAUGUAGAGGAUAUCUAUCAGGAUGUACAGUGAAUGUUGUUGAUGUUAAUGGAACACCAACACUUUAAGGAUGCGUAGCCUAUAAACCAUGCAAUUAAUAUACUCAUCAAGAAUAAUGUUAAAUUAGUAGCGAAAAAGAUGAGAAAGGUGCAACCAUUAUAUGUGGAUGGAAUGGUAAUGCUUGUGCCAAUAAAACUUGCUUAACCGCUUAGGAAACUGUUAACACUCCAACUUUAUGUAACGAUUAUCUUUCUGGCUGUACUGUUAAUGCAACAGAUAAUGGUUGUAUUGCUAUACCAGAUGUUUGUGAAGGAAUGACAUAAAAUCAAUGUUAUGAUGGAUCAGUAGACAAAUCAUCAAGAAAAUGCUAUUGGGAUACAACAGAUAGUAAAUGCAUAACAAAGAAAUGUGAAAACUCACCAAACUAUGCAUCAGAAUCAGAAUGUGACACAUAUUUACCUGGUUGCACAACAGAUGCUAUUAAAUGUAAGACAAAAAUAUGCGAAGAUUUCCCAUUAACAACUGAUGCUUUAUGUAAAGCAGCACUAUCUCAUUGUACAUCAAAUGGAGUUAAUUGUGUGAGAAGAGGAUCUUGCAGUUAGGCAUUAGAUUAAGCUGGAUGUGUUACUGAUUUUAAUAAUAGAUAAUGUUAAUGGAUGGAACCUACUGGAUAAACUGCUUAUUGUACAAACAAGACUUGCGCAACUGCUCCACUAACUUUGUAAACUGAAGCUUAAUGUGUUGCUUAUUUCACACCUUCAGUUGGAACAUGUACAACAAAGAAAGAUGGAGGUUGCACAGUUAAAGGAGCAUGUACAGUUGCUAAUGUUGCUGCUGCUUGCACAACUGACAGUGAUGGAAAGGAUUGCUGGUGGGACACUGAAACUAAUGGAUGUAGAUUGAAAGAAUGCAAAGAUUUUUCUGGUACUAGUCAUGCUGCUUGCUAUAAACUAAGAGCAGGAUGCACAGCUGGAUUAAAUGGAAGAUGUGCUAAAAUGACUAAUUGUUAAGAUAUCAAAGUUAGAGCUGCUUGUAUUGAAGGUAAUGAUGGUCCUUGUUUAUGGGUUGCUAAAUUUGUGAAUGCUGAUUCUACUUUUGGAGCUUGUUUCUCUUAUGAUUCAUGCAAGAGUUUAGAUUGGACUUCUGAUGGAAGCUGCAAAUGGAUUUCACCAAAUUGUACAACUGAUGGUACUGAAUGUGUUGGAAUUACAAGUUGUUAAGGUACAAAUGUUAAAGGAGGAUGCAAGACAGGAACAGACGGAGAAUGUAUUUAAACAGUAUCAGCUAGAGGAGCUACAGAUACAAUUUGUAAGAAGUUUACUUCAUGUGCUGAUGCUUACUAUUUAACUCACGAAGAAUGCAAUUCAGCAAAUUCUAAUUGUACAUCAGACUAUUCAACUGGAUGUAUUCCAUUGGCUGCUUGCUCAACAUAUACCUAAAACUAAUGUUAUAGAAAUAAGGAUGGAGCAUAAAGAGAUGCUAAUGGAGGUAUAACAUCAACAGGUAUCUGUGUUUGGGAUGAUACUGCCAAAUAAUGUAAAGAUCAAUAAUGUACAGAUCUAACUUUCACUUCAGAAUAGGAAUGCUCUUCAAGAUUGAAGACAUGCACAUCAGAUGGAGUUAAGUGCCUCGUUAAAGGAGCUUGUAAUACUUACACAACUAUAGCAGCUUGUAAUGUUGCUGGUGGUACUGAAGGAGCUUGCUUCUGGGUUGCAGCAGAUGCUUCAGGAAGUUGCAGAACAAAGGUUUGUGCUGAUAUUCCAAAUGGUACAACUACAUAAGCUUGUUAAGGAGUUGCAAACUGUGUUUCAAAUGGAACCACAUGUAUUGUUAGAGCUAAUUGUUCAACAUAUACUACAAAGACUGCAUGCAAUUCCAGAGGAUCUGAUGGUAUUUGUGUUUGGACUGAAACUACAACUGGAGGAACCACAACAGGAAAAUGCUCAUUAAUGACCAGUUGUGCUUCAGCAGGAACUGAUUCUAAUGCUUGUUCAUAAGCUAAUGAUAGAUGUUAAAUGGAUGCAAAGACUAAAGUUUGUGGUGAUCAUAAUUGUGCCUCUUAUGCUGCUUAAGUAUAAAGUUGCAAAUUCUUCUAUACUUGGGAUUAAAAGAAAUACAACGUUUGUUCAACAGUCAAUGGUGUCUGUACUGCUACCAGUGCUGAUACAUUGAAAGAAGGAGAUUGUUACACUUUGACAGCAUAUCUUUAUUCAUGGAAUCCAUCAAGCUCUAAAUGUACUCAAUGUGGAACAGUUGUUGUAUAACCAAAUACUACUGAUAAUAAUACAAGCACUGGUGGUAAUGAUACCAAUACAGAUUCUGGUUAUAUUCUUGGAUUUACCUCAAUUGUCGUCGGACUACUUAUGUCCUCUUGAUUUU
Paramecium pentaurelia is the source of this 6511-nucleotide messenger RNA. The record is from the annotation of a GenBank genome assembly. NCBI's taxonomy places the organism in Eukaryota, Ciliophora, Oligohymenophorea, Peniculida, Parameciidae.